AGCAUAUUUAUAGUCGGGCACUAAACCUGAAAUAUCACAAACAGGCUUGGGCGUAUCGAAAGGAGCAACUACAAGUACUCAAAAGGAAAAUCCACUGUUUUGCAAUGUCGAAAGUUUGGAGGCCGUGGGAUGAGCCAGGAACUUCUCAAACUACUUCGAAGAAAACAGAAAGGCUCAAGAAAACACCGGGAACGUCCGAGAUGUCAGUUAUUAAAGAAGCAUGGAUCARUGAAAGAACCAGAGGUUGGGAAGCAGUAGCAUUAUGCGCCAAAGAGUUGAUUUUAAGCUCCCACCAAGUGCCACCAGAGGUUAAGACCUACUACAAGAAGUCUAAGUUAACCGCCAUUGCGUCCAGGUGGCAGAGGUGCGUUAAAAGUAAUGUCCAUGUUGUGAAUGCGGAAAAGCAAAGUAAUACACUUGAAAGAGCAAGUGACGAACAAAAGAGCAAGAACGAAAGUUCUAUCCAGAAGAAAGACAAGGAGCCCCACAAGCUUUCGCAGAAACCGCAGACAUCGUUUUUAGGUGAUAGCUCAUGUGACGAGRGAAAUGCCGAUAUGCGAUAUGCUGACAUUCAAUAACCAGAAGAAAGAAGAGAUAGAGAAAGACGAAACGAGCGAAAAAGGAAAAAAAAAGAGUGACGAAAAAAGUGAUAGCGAUAGAAGUGACAGCGACGAGCCACGUACCAAGAAAGCCAAAGACAAGUCCACGUUGCAGAGAGAGGCUCUUGAAAAGCAUUCUUUGAUGUGUAAUGCGGCUUUAAGUACAAUGYAGAAAAUGCAAGGGCUUUUCGAUAAAAUUGAAAAUAAAAUUUGAAAAUUUACAGUUGUAAAAGGAGUGAGAGCGAGAGACAAAAAAGUCGUGUCUAGCUAUCGUUAGCGUUCCUAGGAAUUUUCUGAAUAGUGUUAAGACUGGUGUGUGUUUUAAUGUAAAUGAAAAUAUGUCGCUUUCUAAGAGUUGUGCAUUUCAUA
Actinia tenebrosa (Australian red waratah sea anemone) is the source of this 968-nucleotide messenger RNA. RefSeq lists its product as uncharacterized. The record is from RefSeq and is a predicted model, not a curated record. NCBI's taxonomy places the organism in Eukaryota, Metazoa, Cnidaria, Anthozoa, Actiniaria, Actiniidae.